Messenger RNA from Nerophis ophidion (straightnose pipefish), 1356 nucleotides. Its product is annotated as homeobox protein Hox-B13a-like. The record is from RefSeq and is a predicted model, not a curated record. Bases 1 to 1092 code for a protein of 363 amino acids. Gene Ontology annotation, molecular function: DNA-binding transcription factor activity, RNA polymerase II-specific; RNA polymerase II cis-regulatory region sequence-specific DNA binding. Lineage: Eukaryota; Metazoa; Chordata; Actinopteri; Syngnathiformes; Syngnathidae. Gene Ontology annotation, biological process: regulation of transcription by RNA polymerase II. The transcript is spliced from 6 exons.
AUGGUGCGGGUCGUUCUCUCAAUGAUGCAGUUCAGGCUUGGACACAGUGUAAAGGUGGGCGACCACGAAAAGGCCACAACUGUGGCCGACGGGGAUGUGGAUGCGCUUGGCGAGGAGGACGACAAGGGCACGGCCACAUCCGUGGCCGACGUGGAGGUGGGCGUGUCGACACCGUCGUUGUGGCGGGCUUGGAAGCAGCGGAUGAGUCAGGACAUGCUUCUCCUCCUCGUCAUCGUUUUCCGGUCACGUGACCCGCCGUCUGCUCCAAUGGGAGAGCGCGGUGUUUGCUGCAUUUCCCUUCAGAGUGGGAGAGACGCACGCGCGCGCGUGCACACACCCAUCGCUGAAAUGUUCCUCUACGAAGACCCGGGCCGGAACAGGAACAAGACCAUGGAUGCCUUGAUGUCUGGCGGGAACGCCAUGGCGCACUCGGCCGCCCUGGGCGCGCACACGUCGCCUUUGAUGCACACCGCCGGCUACUCAGCCGCCGACGUGUCCGCGGGCACGAGUGACUCGUUCACGUCGCCGGGGCCGCCGCAGGGCGCACUCCCGUACUCCUACUUGGCGGGCGUCUACUACCCGUGCAGGGUGAAGGCCGCGCCUUACGUGGACAACUGUGAGGAGUACUCCACUCCCCGGCCCAAAGACCUCUUCUACCACCCGGGACCCUACCAGCCCGUGGCCAACUACCUGGACGUGUCCGUGGUCCAGACGCUCGGGGCCGCCGAGCCGCGCCAUGACGGCCUGUUUCCGGUGGACCCGUACCAGCCUUGGACGCUGGCAGACGGCUGGGGCGGGCAGACGUGCUGCAAGGACCAAGGACCGCACCUCUGGAAGUCCGCCUUGGCCGAUAUCAUGGUCCACUGUUCCCGCCAUUUAGACCACGCCUCCCGUGGAGGACGCAAGAAGCGCGUGCCUUACUCCAAAGUGCAGCUGCGCGAGCUGGAGGCGGAGUUCUGCGCCUGCAGAUUCCUAAGCAAAGACGCCAGGAAGAAGAUGUCCGCCGCCACCAAGCUGACGGAGCGCCAGAUCACCAUCUGGUUCCAGAACAGGAGGGUCAAGGACAAGAAGGUCAAAAAGACCUCAUCCUAGUCACCAUGGCAACCAUCUUCAUCUCCAUCUCAGCUCCAGUCAUCAACAUACUUUAAUGUUAGCAUUAGAAUUCAGCCUUUUAUUAGCACGUUUUAGGCUAAAGUGGAUAUUUUCCUAUAUUCAGUGGCUGUAUACACACAUCAACAUCAUGUUAAAUACAUAUAUAAACAUCAUAUUAAAGGUUUAAAAAUUAGAUUUAUUUAUGGAAUAAAUAGGAAUAAUCAGACAGCUUUCACGAAUGGCUGCCGUUUUUAGUCACGUGAC